Messenger RNA from Blepharisma stoltei, 1981 nucleotides. The record is from the annotation of a GenBank genome assembly. Lineage: Eukaryota; Ciliophora; Heterotrichea; Heterotrichida; Blepharismidae.
AUGAGUCUGAACACACCUCUUAAGAUCUCCUACAAAGAUCAAAUCCGAAAACUAAAAAGAAUCCCACACACAAUAGAAGACCUCAGACAAGAAAUCGCCAAGCUCUAUGGCCAUGCCAAUUUCAGAAUCCGGUACCGAGAUGAAGAAAAUGAUAUGAUCACCAUUUCUUGUGACCAGGAGCUUCAAGAUGCUUACAACACGGCUACGAGGCUAAAGUUGCCAAGCUUUAAAGUUAUUUUGGAUGAAGAAAUCCCUCCUAUUGAAUCUGUUGAAGAAAUCCCUGAAAUAAUACCAAAAUCAGAAUUUGACUGGAUUUUUGACGAUAAAUGGAAUGGGUAUGUAAAGGACAUGGUUAGGACUGAGCUGGAGAAGACAAUGGGGUACAAGACUUCUGAAGGGACGAUUUGGGAAAAUUAUUCUUGUGGAGGAUGUGGGAAAUCUCCGAUUAUUGGAGCAAGAUAUCACUGUACAGUUUGUAGUAAUCUAGAUUACUGUGGGCUUUGUGAAGACACUCUUAAGCACCCUCAUCCUUUUUUGAAGCUGAAAUCAUUAGAAAAUCCAGUUUCUUUUAUAAAAGCUCAACUUUCUCCACAAGCCCUUCCUCAAGUCCAAACUUCACCUCCACCAGUGCAAACCUUCCCUCCUACACCUUUCGAAACCUUCCGUCCUCUGCCUUUCGAAGCCUUCCGUCCUCAGCCUUUCGAAACCUUCCGUCCUCGGCCUUUCGAAACCUUCCCUCCUCGGCCUUUUGAAACCUUCCCUCAUCCGCCUUUCCAAACGCUUCCUCCUUUUCCUCCACCUGUCCAAACCCCUCCAUUUCCAAGCAGAAAAUGAUUCUGCUCCAAGCCCGAAAAUCCUCGUAAAUGCUGCUUCAUGAAAAAAACCUGAAAAAACAUCAAAAAACUUGUGAAACCCAAAAAGCCAAAAAUGCAAUUUAUCAAUCAUGUAAAUAUGAAAGAAUGCGGCACUUUUGAGCCAGGGUCAACAGUCUUCAAAAUUUGAAAAGUCAGAAAUGACGGACACGAAACUUGGCCUGAUGGGUGUUUAUUGACCCAUGCAAAAGGGGAGUUAGGAGGUGAAAAAACUGCAGUGGUUUCUGCAAAGCCAUAAUUAAAAUAUGGCGUCUCAACUUGGGUCGGGCCUCUCGGCCAGACAGUUUCGAGCCAUAUUUUAAUUAUAUCCGGCAAGUUUUUGCUAACCCUAAAAGGACGGCAAUGCUAGGUAAGAAAUUCUGGUUGUGUUCAGAGCCUAGCCCUUAGUCCACUUUGAGAUUUGAUUUUACCUCGAGGGAAGGGAAGGUUCGGAGUUGGAAAGGACAAGCCCAGCAAAGUCUAGAGGUAAUAUCUAGACCAAUUGGGCAACUGCCUAGCGUGAAACUGGGAGUUUAAGCCCCAGGAACGAAUUUUCCCUUUUGCUGAAAGGACACCAGAAAUUCCAUUUUUUGGAAUUUCUGAGUGGAUAGCCUCGUACUCAAGCAGCAUGCUGCAGAAGUCCAUAGCCCGCCCACUCAACACUUAGGCCGCGGUUCGCCGUGGGAAUGAGUUGGCGUAUGCCCUGAUGGCAUAUCUUUAUGGUAUUUUUGGACUACGCCGCAAAAGCAGGUGAACCUUUGGGGUCCUUGGAGACUGCGUUACCAAUAGGGGAGACCCAAGACUAAUUUCUAAUGUUAAUGUUAAUGUUAAUAGUUUCUGCAAAGCCUGGGGAAGAAAUCGAGAUUGGAGCUCCUAUACAAAUUCCAGAAAAAGAAGGAAGAUAUAAUGGAAUUUGGAGACUUAGCACUCCACUUGGAGUUAAGUUUGGGGAUAAGCUACAUGUGAUUUUGCAGGCUUUGAAAAAAGAGAUGGAAGAUUUAGAAGAGAAAAUUGCGAUCAUUUUUAGUCUUGGGUUUACACAAGAAGAAGCGAGAGAAGCGCUGGAGCAGUCAGAAAAUGAGCUAGAGCUUGCUAUAGCGAAACUUAGAUCCAGUAGAGAAAAUCUAUAA